Molecule: messenger RNA, 3051 nt
Organism: Aphanomyces invadans
Lineage: Eukaryota; Oomycota; Saprolegniomycetes; Saprolegniales; Verrucalvaceae
Exons: 5
Coding region: 29-2290 (753 amino acids)
Biological process (GO): rRNA processing
Cellular component (GO): nucleus
Molecular function (GO): ATP binding; nucleic acid binding; RNA helicase activity
Source: RefSeq, a predicted model, not a curated record
GUCUGGGACUUCAAUCGUGAAAGGAAAGAUGGCGCCGAUGACCAAGGAGAAACUCCAUGAGCGUGAAGCAAAGGAGGUGGCGCAGUUGACGGAGCGAAUUGGACUUGAGACGCCGGAAAGAGGGUCACAGAUCGAUGAUAUCGAGUCCUUUGACAUGCUUCCUCUGUCCAUCGCGACGAAGAACGGCUUGAAACGUGGCAAGUUCACCAAACCGACCAAGAUUCAAAUUGGUACCAUUCCGCACGCCUUGGCAGGUCGUGAUAUUCUUGCUGCCGCCAAGACGGGGUCUGGGAAGACGUUGGCGUUCUUGAUUCCCAUGCUCGAGAAGCUGUACAGGCAACGUUGGGAUGUAGAAGACGGCGUUGGCGCUCUCGUCAUCUCCCCAACGCGAGAACUUGCCAUGCAGAUCUUCGAGGUGCUUCGCUCGAUUGGAAAGUCACAUUCGUUUUCGGCCGGGCUCGUCAUCGGUGGAAAAAACUUUCAGGAAGAGCAAUACCGCAUCGUGAAGAUGAACAUUCUCGUGGCGACUCCGGGUCGAUUGCUACAGCACAUGGAACAAACGGCCAACUUCGAGCUGUCUAACCUGCAGAUCUUGAUCUUGGAUGAAGCGGAUCGAAUCUUGGACAUGGGGUUUUCGAACCAGCUCACGGCCAUCGUUGGGUACCUUCCUUCUGAGCGACAGACAAUGCUGUUCUCGGCGACGCAAACCAAAUCGAUCAAAGAUUUGGCACGACUCAGUUUGAACGAGCCCGAGUACAUCGCAGUCCACGAAAAGUCGACGACGGCGACCCCGAGUGGCCUCGUGCAGAACUAUUUGGUCUGUGAUGUCGGGCAAAAGCUGGAUGUGCUCUUUUCGUUCAUCAAGGCGCAUUUGAAGCAGAAAACAAUCGUGUUUGUGUCGACGUGCCGUCAGGUGCGCUUUAUCCACGACGUGUUUUGCAAAAUGCAGCCGGGGAUUCCUCUCUCGGCGCUCCAUGGUAAAUACAAGCAAGGCAAGCGCGUGGAUGUGUACUACAACUUCGUCAACAAGCCCGCAGGCGUCAUGUUUGCCACUGAUGUGGCAGCCCGCGGGCUCGACUUUCCCAACGUCGACUGGGUUGUGCAGCUCGACGCACCCGAAGACACAGCCAACUACAUCCACCGCGUAGGUCGUACUGCUCGGUACAACAAAAACGGGCGGGCGCUGAUGCUGUUGCUCGAGUCGGAAGUCAAGGGGCUACUGUGUGGCCUCGAGGAAGCCAAGAUUCCGAUCUCCAAGAUUGAAGUGAACCCGGCCAAGACCCAGAGCACUCAUGGCAAAGUCGCGUCCAUUGUAGCGGCCGACAAGGACCUCAAGGCGCUGGCCCAAAAGGCGUUCAUGUCGUACGUCCGAUCGAUCUACCUCCAGCCGGCCAAGGACAUUUUCGAUGCGACGGCGCUGAACACGGACCAGCUCGCGUCAUCCUACGGUCUCCCCCAUGCACCCCGCAUGCCGUUUCUCAAGGAUGUCGCGGCGCAGACCCGAGAAGUGAAUCGCGAAAAGAAGAACGUAAACCGCAAGCUCCAGUCUCUGAAAGAAAAAAUCAAGGCGGAGAAGCUGCUCAAGAAACUCGGCACGUCGCAACCGUCCAAGGCGCCAGAGAGCAAAGAGUCUUCCGACGACGAUGAAUCGGGCGACGACAGUGCGGACAGUGAUGAGGAUGACAGCGAUGGCGAAGAUGACGACAAGGUCGAUGACUCGGACGAUGGGGACGACCUGCUCGUGGUCAAGCAAGUGCACAACUGGGACAAAGACGAGCAUGUCGGAGACCUGGAAUCGGCGCAGGAAAAGAAGAAACCCAAAUCGAAGAUCCGCAUCCACGCGUCGAACGCUUCCAAAGUCGUGUUUGGCAAAGACGGGAACGCACUCAAACCGUUUGACCAAAUGGCUUCGGCAAACGUGGACGAGUUUGCCAACGUCGACGAGCAUGCCAAGCAAUUUCAAGAAACAGUCGCCAAGCGAUUGCUUGAAAAGGACGAAGAAGAUAGACAGCUCGAGAAGGAGCGCGUGCGUGCGAAGCACACCAAGAAACGUCAACAGAAGAAGGGCGAACGCGACGAGGACGGCCAAGACGGUCCUGGUGCUGUCUUGGACCUGGGUAGCGACCAAGAUGGGUCGGACGAAAGCGAUGGCGCGACGGCUGAUAGCGACGACGACGAGGAUGAAGAAGAAGAGGAUGUGUCGGAAGAGGAGAAGGACCGCCGUAUGAAGGGACGGGAGGCGUUGGCAUUGGAGAUGAUUAUGGCGCGCAAGAAGCGACGCUUGGCGUAAUUUGUCAAGUGUCCCCUUAAUUUACUGGCCACCUCCUGAAAAAUCUAGAUGUGUUGGAUGGCUCCACUUUCAACUUGCCGCCCUGACGGGGUUUCCUCGAAGAACCGUGACUACAUGUACGAAAGACGCUCCCAAGUCCGUGUGCUUGGUAGGUACACUUCAUUGAGGGUAGCGUUGUCCGUGAGGCGAAGGUACUUGACCAUGGUUGGAUGCAGCAGCACAAGCAAAAAUGACGUAGGAGGACCUCCAUCUUCGACUGCAUUGGUGUCCCGGGAAGCGACGUGUGGAUCGUACACACCUGGGUGUGGCCAGUAGAACUGUGCCUUGGCUGCAUCACUCAAUGCAUUCCACUGUUCGGUUCUUGCCAACAACAGCGCGCCAUCUGCGUCGCUUGGUACGACCUCCAAGUGUCCUGCAAUUCGGUAUUGCUCGGACGUUUGGGAGAACCACCAAACCAUUUCGCAGAAAGGACUGUGUUGGAUUUGGUGAACUUUGUCACUACGGGAAUCUGUGAUCAUUUUCAUGGCGAGAUCUCCUGACGGCAUGUCGAAGAACCCUCGAAACACGACAGUACGGCAGUGUGGGAGUCCAUCCGAGUCCACCGUGGCAAGCUGCACGUAGUUGCCUCCACGAAUGCCAUGGCUUUCCUCAAUCGAAACCUUGAUCUUCUCGAACCAUUGACAGUGAUUUGAGCCGCUCUGACGCGGCGCCAGCGACGACGCCAUCCUGGAAUGGCACAGCCGCAUCAUCAUUGACAACUC